This is a messenger RNA of Physeter macrocephalus (sperm whale), 2221 nucleotides long. RefSeq names its product alpha/beta hydrolase domain-containing protein 17B. Gene Ontology annotation, molecular function: palmitoyl-(protein) hydrolase activity. Gene Ontology annotation, cellular component: endosome membrane; plasma membrane. Gene Ontology annotation, biological process: regulation of postsynapse organization; protein depalmitoylation. The transcript is spliced from 2 exons. The coding region runs from base 16 to 909 and encodes 297 amino acids. The record is from RefSeq and is a predicted model, not a curated record. NCBI's taxonomy places the organism in Eukaryota, Metazoa, Chordata, Mammalia, Artiodactyla, Physeteridae.
UGGCCUCAUUUACUUAUGAAGACAGUGAGGGUCAAAAAGAAGAUGAAUAAUCUUUCAUUUAGUGAGCUAUGUUGCCUCUUCUGCUGUCCACCUUGUCCAGGGAAAAUUGCUUCAAAAUUAGCAUUUUUGCCACCUGAUCCAACUUACACGCUGAUGUGUGAUGAAAGUGGAAGCCGCUGGACGUUACACCUAUCAGAACGAGCAGACUGGCAAUAUUCUUCUAGAGAAAAAGAUGCUAUUGAGUGUUUCAUGACUAGAACCAGUAAAGGCAACAGAAUUGCCUGCAUGUUUGUGCGUUGCUCACCCAAUGCCAAAUACACUUUACUCUUUUCCCACGGAAAUGCUGUUGAUCUUGGUCAGAUGAGCAGUUUUUACAUAGGACUGGGAUCACGGAUUAAUUGUAAUAUAUUCUCAUAUGAUUAUUCUGGAUAUGGUGCAAGUUCUGGGAAACCAACAGAGAAGAACCUCUAUGCAGACAUAGAAACUCCUUGGUUUGCUCUUAGGACAAGAUAUGGCAUUCGCCCUGAAAAUGUGAUUAUAUAUGGCCAAAGUAUAGGGACAGUACCAUCUGUGGAUCUUGCUGCUUGGUAUGAGAGUGCUGCUGUUAUUCUUCAUUCUCCUUUGACCUCAGGAAUGCGAGUCACUUUUCCUGAUACCAAGAAGACCUACUGUUUUGAUGCAUUCCCAAACAUUGACAAAAUCUCUAAGAUUACCUCUCCAGUAUUAAUAAUUCAUGGGACUGAAGAUGAAGUCAUUGACUUUUCACAUGGCCUCGCAUUGUUUGAGCGUUGCCAAAGACCUGUGGAGCCUCUGUGGGUUGAAGGGGCAGGUCACAAUGAUGUGGAACUUUAUGGACAGUAUCUUGAAAGAUUGAAACAGUUUGUGUCACAGGAACUGGUAAAUUUGUAAAAUAUUCUGAAAAUUUGCAUACUGGGUUUUCUUCCUUGCUGAACUGCACUCUUUGGUAAAUAACAUAAAACCUGAAGGUUUUGUUUGCAAAUCAUGUCAGUUGCCUUCAUAAAUGUACAGGUAAUGAUUUGUUAACAGACUUAAUGAAGGUUUUAAUUACCAAACUAGAAACUGGAAAUAACAGUAUCAUGCAGUCAGGCUGUGUAAUUUAUAUUUUUUCUGUGAAUUUUUUUUUAAACAUCAAGAUGAGUACUGUAUGAAAUUUUAAUUCUAUAAGAUCAAAUGCUAUGAAAGUAUUGCCAAAUGCUUUUGCAUAUCAGAAAUAAAUUUAUAAAUAUUUUUAAAACAUCUCAAUGUACUAAAUCUUAUCCUGGUAUACAAAUGUAAUAUUCUUUCAAUAAAAAGCUGUAUAUCUAAAACAAUUAAAGUGCUCAGAAUAAACUGUAUGAAAACAUGCAAGUUCACUAAAGAUGACCUAAACCCUGUUGUACAGGGAUAGAGAUUUAAAGAUUAUUUUAUUGUAAAAUACAUUGAAUUUUCUGUAUUCCCUGGUUAUCAUACAUUUUCUCCUUUAAAAAAAAAUGAUGUAAGUCUUAAUUUUUGUGCCAUUUGUUAAUUUACCCACUAGUUACCUUGUAAAUGAUAAGUCACAAUAGCACUGAAUUUUAACUAGAUUUAUAAGUUUGGUACUGUGAGGCAACUACUUAAAAUUUUCAUUUUAGUAGUUUAAAAGGCAUUUAGAGCUUCAAGAAUAAUUUUGUACGCAAUGUUGUUUUAAAUUUUGACUAAUCUCUUAGAAAUGCAAUACUGUCACUAUUAGAAAACCUGAAAGUCCAUUAGAUGUUCUUUAAGACCACAAACAGACUGGCUGUUUGAUCCCUUUCACUUUGACUAUUUUUAAGAAUAGGACCUGUUGUUUUGGAUUACUAUCUGAGAGUUUCAUGGAUUUACUCCUGAAUGCAGGAGAUAAGAAAAUGUUUAAUUCAUAACUUUUAUAUUAACGAAUGUAGUGAAAAAAAUAAAGCUCACACAAAAACUAAGUUGCCUUUCCUUGAAUGAAUCCUGCUUGAAUAAAACAAUGAAAGAAAAAUAAAAAUAAAAUUAAUGGUAUGUAGUCUAAUUUGUAAAUGAAUGAAUAUUGAAAUAAUACACACUGUGGAUAUAUUUUAAGGCCUUAUGUAGUUUUAAUUGUUCUGCUUGUUCUGUGGUUAUGUCUAAGACUAUAGUGUAUGAUUCUCUUCAAAGUAUAUCAAGUAUUGUGAAUGCUUUGGUUCAGAUGUGUCAAAUUAACAGUAAAACAAAAAUAUGCCAC